GUCUCACCGGGGUGCAGGUUAGGCAGGUGAAGCACCUCCCCGGAAACGGAGCUGGAGCACCCCACCUGCCCCGCUCAGAUUGGAUCCAGCCGUUCCAGGCUUCUCGAGCCAGCGGUGACAGCUGAGGCCAUGUGAGUGGAUCCUGAAUGAGGCUUUAUCUCUGGCUCUCCGUCAUCGUCCACCGUCCACCGUGGCACCAGCUCCCGCGGCCACAGCCGGGAUGGGACAGGCAACUGAGAGAGGCAGAGAGAUGAUGGUGACUUUAGCCCGGACUGUGGAAGGAAUAGGACUCUGGGCUUCCAGCUGCCAAGCAGGUGGUGGGGGCUCCAGGCCCUGAUCCAUACCCUUCAACCCCUCCCUGGUGCUGCCCUCAGCCCUGACUUGUCCCAGGCCCAGCCAUGCCGGAAGGAGAGGCGCGAGCCCCGCCAGGCAGGGGGCUGCCGCCAGAUGUGCUGGCGGAGCAGGUGGAGUUAUGGUGGUCCCAGCAGCCGCGGCGCUCCGCGCUCUGCUUUGGCAUGGCCGUGGGCCUUGUGACUGGCUGCGGGGCGGGCGGUGUGGCGCUGCUCGCCUCCACCAGCAGUCGCUCGGGUGAGUGGCGGCUGGCAGUGGGCACCGUGCUCUGCCUGCUGGCCCUGCUCGUUCUGGUUAAGCAGCUGAUGAGUUCAGCCGUGCAGGACAUGAACUGCAUACGCCAGCCCCAACACGUGGCCCUGCUGCGCAGCGGUGGCGGUGCCGAUGCCCUCAUGGUGCUGUUCAGUGGCCUAGUGCUGCUGGUCACUGGCCUGACGCUGGCUGGGCUGGCCGCCGCCCCUUCCCCUGCCCGGCCACUGGCUGUCAUGCUGUCCGUGGGCAUCGCCCUGGCUGUCUCCGGCUCACUCUUGCUACUGGGCUUGCUGCUGUACCAGGUGGGCGUGAGUGGACACUGCCUCCCGAGCCGCGCAGCCGCCCCCUCCGCCCACAGUGACCACGGUAGCAUCGGCAGCAUCUUCAGCAUCUCAGGACGGCUGUCUGCUGGCCAGCGUCAUGAGACCACAUCCAGCAUUGCCAGCCUCAUCUGACCAAGCCAGAGCCCUUUCCACGGCCUGGUGCAGCCUCCGCAGCUCUGUGCCAGGGCGUGAGUGAGUGUGUGUGUGCACAAGUCCCCGGGACUGCCCAGCCCCUCUGUGGGACUGCGUGAUGUGUGACGAGACCCUGAAUGUGCCCACACAUCCACACCACGGCAAGGUGUCUUCUUGGAGCUGGGUGUUGUGCCCGUGGAACUGUCAAAGGCUGCCUGUUGGUAUCUGGGGUCUCCAGGCAGAGAAGCGCCUGGGAUCCCUGGACAUCCUUGGCUCCUUAUUCCCAACACCCCUCCCAGCCAAACCUGCCCUCUAACACUCGCCAGGGAUUUCCCCAGGAGUGAGCGUUGUCCCUGCCCCAGAGCGUGCACCGGCGAGUCUCCAUUGAAGAAGAGCACUGGUGACAAAGGGGCAAGAACUUGGGCUCCAGAAUGGGACAGGACCGGAUUGGACUCCCCCCUCUACCACUUCCCAGCUCGGGACCUUGGGCAAGUGACUGGACCUCUCUGAGCCUCAGUUUCUUGAGAGUCAUGGUUGUGGCCAUGGUAAUCAGUUCUGAGGAUCGAAUGACAUGUAUGGAAGGACUGGGUACU
Molecule: messenger RNA, 1651 nt
Organism: Pteronotus mesoamericanus
Lineage: Eukaryota; Metazoa; Chordata; Mammalia; Chiroptera; Mormoopidae
Gene: TMEM125
Product: transmembrane protein 125
Exons: 3
Coding region: 399-1058 (219 amino acids)
Source: RefSeq, a predicted model, not a curated record